CCUAAGAAUUUGAGUUUUUAUUUAUUUAUUUAUGGGAUGUUACUCCACUCUCUUUCAUCGUCGACGAGAAGCUCAGAAACAGAAUCGGCCGCCAAGUUCGCCUCUGUUCUGCCGUCUACCACCAUCUUCUUUCUCCUUUCCUGCUGUGGGUCGAACAUGAAUUGGCUGAAUGCUGGGUUAGAAAUUGAACCUGAAUCAGACCAGCCUCUGAAUGGGCAAUGGUUGAAGGGCAUUUGAUAUAAUAACUUGGAGAUUAAGGCUUAUUGAACAAGUACAACCCUAAUCAGUCGGCCAGUUUCGAGGAUGGUUGCAUGGAUGGGGAUCAGUUGAAGUAACCAUAGAUGGAACAAGAAUCAGAAGGAUCCAUGGUUCAGGAUGGGAGCAAUGUUGAGUCUAACCCAGAGAGUUUAGAUCGUGUAGGAAAGGUGAGAAGGCUGUUGUUCCGUCGAAUGCUCAUAGGUAUUAAAGAUGGAAGGUUUUUCUUGGGCAGCUUUUACUGCAUUGACAAGCAAGGAAAUAUUAUCCUCCAAGAUGCAGUAGAGUAUCGUAGCACUCGGCAUAGCUCGCCUUCUCCAAUGGAACAACGGUGCCUUGGUCUUAUUCUUAUACCCAACUCUUGCCGUGUAUCUUGUCAUAUAGAUAGUACCAUUGAUGAAAAAUUGGCACUGCUAUCAGUUUAGCAAAUAAGAUCAAACCUGAGUUUAUGAGGGGAUGAAAAAAAAUCUGCAUACUUGUUUGAUGAGAAUGUUUAUGACUGUUUCUAUUACUACAGAAAAAUAGUAAAACAAUAUGAUGUUUUUGGUAGAAACAUGGGAUUAGGAAAUACGUUUUAUUUCCCUUGAUAGACUCUGAA
Molecule: messenger RNA, 853 nt
Organism: Benincasa hispida (wax gourd)
Lineage: Eukaryota; Viridiplantae; Streptophyta; Magnoliopsida; Cucurbitales; Cucurbitaceae
Product: Small nuclear ribonucleoprotein family protein
Cellular component (GO): NatC complex
Source: RefSeq, a predicted model, not a curated record